AUGGAUAUAAAUGUUAGGAGGAAGCUUGCUGAUCUUAUCAAUGAAGCAACAAAGACAGGUGCACUUGAACUCUCAAAGGAACAUGCUACAUCACUAAAGUCAAUAGUCAAGCAAUCCAACCUUUAUGUAAAAUGUGCUCAUGAUAUGUGUAUUGAGAAGCUGACCUCUAAGCACUGUCAAGUUAGGUUGUCAGCACUCAAUAUAAUCAAUGAACUAUUCAUGAGAUCAAAGUACUUUAGAGAGUUGUUAUGUGAACAUUUGACACUGGUGUUUGAGAAUGCUGUUGGCACCGAUGCUGCCAAACCAUUGCCACAACCUGCACAGACCGCGUUGUACAUGCGACCCAAGGCACUGGAGUACGUCGAGCGUUGGUGCGAAGCAUAUGGCGAUCACUACAUCCACCUUCGAGUUGGCUAUCACUACCUAAAAGACAGUCUCAAGAUACAAUUCCCCGAUGCUCGCACUGCCCAGACACAACGCAAUGUUGAAGAAGAGGAAAGAAGAAACAAGACACAGAACUUGUUGAGACACAAGUAUAAUCAGUUGCGACUGGAGUUUGGAGGCAUCGUUGCCAACAUUGAGACAAACCUCGAUGAUAUGGACAAGUUGUUUGGACAACUGGUACCAAGUGAGAAGAACUUUGAUGACCUGUUCAAGGAAGCCUUUGAUGAUGAAGGUGGCGACGGUGUUGAUGGCGGUGGAAGUCAACAAGACGAUGCUGGUACAAGAUCACAAGAAGAACCUGAACAGGAUAUUGUCAGACGUGGUGGAUUCGGUAACCUUGGCUAUGAGAUUGAGGUUACAAUUGAUAAGGACGCAGCUGAGAACAUACUCACUGACAACAAAGAUAAUGUAGAUAAAGUAGUUGCCAAGAAGAUAUCUGUUGGAUUGGCAGAGCUGGAGAGAGUACAGCUGUUGGUGAUCAAUGACUGGUAUACUACAUUGGUCAAGAUUGAUAUAAGUGCUCAUUCAGACACAGAGUACAGUAACUACAUGAGGAAGGUCAUAGAGAUACAGACACGACUCAACAAUAUCAAGGGUAGAUCCAACGAUGACAAUAACAACAACAAUAACAGCAACAACAACAAUGAUCCAACUUCAUACUUGGAUGAUGAUGGCAAUGAAUUGGAAAUGGUCGAAGUUAAUGGAGAGGAAUAUGAAGAUGAAUCCCUCGAUCACCUGGACCCUGACGACCCCUCAUCGACAACCACUACGACCACUACGACCACAACAUCAACAUCAUCGCCAACCAAGUUCCACAAGCUAUACUUUGGAAGCGACGUCAAACCACAAUCAACUGACGAUCUACCUGAGGAGGAGUCGAUAGAGGAUAUGUUGAAGAGAGCACCGGUAGUGGCUGCACACGCUUCAUUGAUGCAUUGGGGAAAGACUGAAGUCAGUCUUCACAAGGGUAUAGAGGUCGAACACAGAUUCAUGGGCGCAUCAAACGUGGAUCCAGUCGUACCCAUCUCAACAUUUGUUGCACUCAAUCAAAUGACAACAGUGUACGAAGCGCCGCCAUUGGUCGUCAGGGAGUGUCGCCACCCUCUGAAGAAGGGCGGACUGUGUCCUCGCAAGCAUGUCAAGGACUGUCCCUAUCAUGGAAAGAUUGUUGAUCGCGAUGACAAUGGAUACCCAAUCGACGAGCUUGAUCAAGAUGAGCAGCUACAGCUUGCAGUCCAGAACUCACUCAAGACGGCUCCAAAGCCCGAGAAGAAGCGCAAGACAUCAGGACUGGAGCCUUUGAACCAUGAUCCCGUGCAAGACAGGCUGGAUCAGCUGAUACUAAUAAAAAAGAAA
Acytostelium subglobosum LB1 is the source of this 1800-nucleotide messenger RNA. RefSeq lists its product as hypothetical. Gene Ontology annotation, cellular component: chromosome. Gene Ontology annotation, molecular function: RNA polymerase II complex binding. Gene Ontology annotation, biological process: response to UV; transcription-coupled nucleotide-excision repair. The annotation marks the transcript as partial. Lineage: Eukaryota; Evosea; Eumycetozoa; Acytosteliales; Acytosteliaceae. The record is from RefSeq and is a predicted model, not a curated record. The transcript is spliced from 6 exons.